CCACACAGCAGGCUUGUCUUUGAAGUGCUCGUUGACUGUAAGCAGGGCACCUUUUCUGCCAGAAGCCUCAACCCCUAAAGUUGAUGUUUUACAGGAUCCAGAGAGUAAUUUCAAAACCACUAUUUCAGUCCCUGAGGCAACUUUUUUUGUUACGCAAUUCCCGAAAACUGACCUCCAGAAUGGCUUUUCAGUAUCCUCAGGCUUACCGUGACGAGGCAGUUGUGGAUAACUAUCAUGGCCAGAACGUGCCAGAUCCAUACAGCUGGCUGGAAGACCCUGACAGUGAAAAGACACAGGCGUUUGUCACCGCUCAGAACCAGCUGACUUUGCCAUUUUUAGAGCGAUGUGAGGUGCGAGACCUGUUCAAGGAGCGCAUGACUGAGCUGUACGACUACCCCAAGUAUAGCUGUCCCUUCAAGAGGGGGAGCAGGUACUUUCACUUUUACAACACUGGCCUCCAGAACCAGAGUGUGAUGUACGUGCAGGAGAGCCUGGACGCUGAGCCCACUGUCUUCUUGGAUCCAAACACAUUUUCUGAUGACGGGACAGUUGCCCUGCGAGGCUAUGCGUUCUCUGAGGAUGGGGAGUAUCUGGCCUAUGGCACCAGUGCCAGUGGCUCAGACUGGGUGGAGAUCCGCUUCCUGCGGGUUGAAGACGCUGCGCCUCUAGAGGACCGCCUGGAGCGAGUCAAGUUUAGCUGCAUGUCCUGGACCCAUGAUGGGAAGGGCCUUUUCUACAACUCCUACCCUGAGCAGGAGGGCAAGAGUGAUGGCACUGAGACCUCCACCAACCUGCACCAGAAGCUAUACUUCCAUGUUUUGGGGACUCCCCAGUCGCAGGACGUGCUGUGUGCCGAGUUCCCUGACCACCCCAAAUGGAUGAUGGGAGCUGAGGUAUCAGAUGAUGGGCGCUACGUGCUGCUGUCCAUCAGGGAAGGUUGUGAUCCGGUCAACAGACUCUGGUAUUGUGACCUUGAGACCACCCCUGAGGGUAUUACAGGGCUAUUGCCAUGGGUGAAGCUAAUCGACAACUUUGACGCUGAGUACGAGUACGUGACCAACGAGGGCACAUUGUUCACGUUCAAGACAAACCUAGACGCCCCACGUUACCGCCUCAUCAACAUCGACUUCGCUUCUCCAGCUCAGAGCAACUGGAAGGAGCUCAUCCCUCAACACGACAAGGACGUUAUCGUGUUUGCCACCUGUACAUACUCCAGCUACCUGUUUGUAUGCUUCCUCCACGACGUGAAGAAUGUGUUGAAGAUGUAUCGUCUGAGCUCUGGGAAGGAGCUGAGGACCUUCCCGCUGGACGUAGGCUCUGUGGUCGGCUUCACAGGACGGAAGAGGGACUCAGAGAUUUUUUACUAUUUCACCUCCUUCCUCUCCCCGGCCAUCAUUUACCACUGUGACUUGACCAAGGAGCCACUGCAGCCCCACAUCUUCAGAGAAGUCACCGUCAAAGGCUUCGACCCCUCCGACUACCAGACCACCCAGAUCUUCUACGCCUCCAAGGACGGCACUCAAAUCCCCAUGUUUAUCGUUCACAAGAAGGGCAUCAAAAUGGACGGCUCCCAUCCGGGCUUCCUGUACGGAUACGGUGGCUUCAACAUCUCCAUCACGCCGAGCUACAGCGUCUCCCGCCUCAUCUUCGUAAGACACCUGGGAGGAGUCCUGGCUGUUGCCAACAUCCGAGGAGGAGGAGAGUACGGGGAGACCUGGCACAAAGCUGGCAUGUUGGCCAACAAGCAGAACUGCUUCACAGACUUCCAGCGUGCAGCUGAAUAUCUCAUCAAAGAGGGCUACACCUCUCCCUCCAAACUGACUAUAAACGGAGGCUCUAAUGGUGGCCUGCUCGUAGCUGCCUGUGUGAACCAGCGGCCUGAGCUGUUCGGCUGCGCUGUAGCUCAGGUAGGCGUCAUGGACAUGCUGAAGUUCCACAAGUUCACCAUCGGUCACGCCUGGACCACAGACUUCGGCUGCUCAGAAGACAAAGAGCAAUUUGAGUGGCUUAUCAAAUACUCCCCGCUUCAUAACAUCCGCAUUCCAGAAGGCAACGGGGUCCAGUACCCCGCGGUCCUGUUGCUGACGGGCGACCACGAUGAUCGGGUGGUGCCUCUCCACUCCCUCAAAUACAUCGCCACCCUGCAGCACAUUGUGGGCCGCAGUCCCAAGCAGACAAACCCUCUGUUCAUCCUGGUGGACACAAAGUCAGGCCACGGCGCCGGCAAGCCCACCAGCAAAGUCAUCCAGGAGGUGGCUGACACCUACGCCUUCAUCGCUCGCUGUCUCAAAAUCUCCUGGGUCAAAUAAGCUGCGUUUCCCAUCGAAGUGUGUGUUUUGUUUUGUUUGUUUUGUCCUCUUCCUUUACUCAAACCAUCUUUGGAUACAGCAACUGUUCAUAUAUUCUUUAUAACCUUACGCCAACACUUGGUACAGGAUCUUUUAUUGUCUUCACUCAUGUUUACCCAGCCAUGACUAAUUUUUUUAAAUUUUUCUUUUCUGUUUGUUUGUGUCCCUCCCCCUUUCACUAUAAGCCUGUUAGGCUCAUUUGUACACUACUACAAGCCAACAUGCAGCACCCACAGCUGUCAUACAGUCUCCUUUCAUCUAUGUUUGCAGUCCCAAUUCAACAAAUCACUACAUUAUCAACGAGAUGGGUGUGUAAAGGGAGAGGGCUACCUUCACGGUUACAGCAAUCAGCCGUUACAGUCAUGAGGUCAAAGUGGCACUUGUUUACGUGGAGAUCAUUUGUAAGAUUUGUGUAUGGAAAGUUUCUGCGUCCUCUGGAUGCUCCAACAUACAUAUUAUUUAUUUUUCGUUUGGAGUCUGUUGGAUGUCGAGUGAUUUCAGCAUGUACAAUUCUGAUAAGACAGUAUUGUGCAAAUGAUUAUACUGCAAGUCAACAGUAUUGCCGUGAGUGUGGAAACUUGCAAAAAAAACACUUUGCAUCAUGCGUGCGUGUGAAACAGUGUGUGUAUGUGUGUGUUUGAGAGUGUGUUUAAACGUCAGUCCCCACAUUUCUUUCAGACUGAUAAUGAUUUCUACCUCUUGACAUGUGCUGAUUGUUUACCUUUUAAAGGGAACAGAACACAAUGCCACAACUACAAUAAACAACUUUUGAAACAGUGA
Thunnus maccoyii (southern bluefin tuna) is the source of this 3128-nucleotide messenger RNA. Its product is annotated as prolyl endopeptidase. The record is from RefSeq and is a predicted model, not a curated record. Gene Ontology annotation, biological process: proteolysis. Lineage: Eukaryota; Metazoa; Chordata; Actinopteri; Scombriformes; Scombridae. Gene Ontology annotation, molecular function: serine-type endopeptidase activity; oligopeptidase activity. The coding region runs from base 84 to 2309 and encodes 741 amino acids. Gene Ontology annotation, cellular component: cytosol. The transcript has 14 exons.